AUGGGGGGCGUGGCGAAAUGGCCAUCGAGAAGCGGCAGAAAGAAGAAGAAGCAGAAGCAGAAGAAGAAGAAGAAGCUUACAAGUGGGCAAAAGAGAGAGGAAACGGGAGGAGGCAAAUGGGGGCGUGGCUCGGUCGGUCCGUUUCAUUCAGUUUUUCGUCGCCGCACAUGUAGUCGAUGCGCAGCUGGACAUGUCCGACGAUCGUCCUGCUGAUCGCGGUGGCGGUACUGCCCGGCAGGACCCGCGCCGCGCCCGCCAUCUCCCUCGGCGACCUCGACGGCCCCGCCGACGUCUGCUAUCCUGAGACGUUCGUUUCUUUUUUUCUUCUCCUGGUAUUCUACUUUCUUUAACCUAUUUUGAAGAUUUUGAAAAUAACAAUCUACAAAAAUCCGAAGUUUUUGAGAAACAAAAAUCCAGAAAAAUUCGAAAUUUUUUCCAAAAGUCCCUUCUAGUAGGGUAAUUUCGCUUUUUUCCAAAAGUUUUUUGAAACUGGACCAGGACCAGAUGAAGAUUUCGAUUUCCCAUACUCAUUUUCACGGCCUUUUUUUCUAGAUUUUACGAAAAUUGGCCAGAAAAUCCUUCAAAACUGUCGUUUCCAAGUAAAUAAUCUAAUUAACAGCUUUUCGGUGAUUUUCUCAGGCCUCUGCUCUUCAAAUUUGGAAAUUUUGACACUUUUAUGACCACUUUCAGUUCUUUAAAAUUGAUUGAGCAAGUCUUUAGUGAAAUCUCAACUGAAAAAAAUAAAAUUAAGACCUUCUUGAGAUGUUUAAAGGCGCAUAGACAAAAAGCUCAAAAAAAGGUCUCAGGACGGCUGGCAACUUUUUUUAGGAUAUUUUAGGUCAUUUUAAGGUCAUUUUUAAUUUUCCUUAUAUCUUUAUAACGAAAAAAAUAAUAUUUUCAAAAAUAGAGAACUCUAUUUUUUCAGCUCAGAAGUUACUCCGCAGAAAUUCAGUACCAAAAAAAAAUUUUUUUUUGAUUUUUCAAAAUGGAAUGGCUCACUUUUGACCUGAUUAAUUUUAAUUUGAAAAAAACACGAUUUAAAAAAAUUUGGAUUUUUUUCGAUAAAAAUGGAGGAAAUUCGAAACAAAAAUCAUUUGAACUGUAAAAAUCUGUUUUUUUGACAGGGCUGAUAAAAAUCUCAUUUUUUUCAUUGAUUUUUUUCAUUAAUUUUUAAUUUUAUUCGCUCACUCGGAUAAGUCGCGAAAUGUCUUUUUUUAUCCUAUAGAUUUUUUUCAAAUUCGUCCCAAAAAAAGCCUUCAAAAAUAAGCUAGCGCAGUUUGAAUACUAAUAAAAUGCCUCAAAAAUCUAAUUUCUCUUUAUUCUAGAAGCAUAUUCCAAGUUCUAUCCUAUUCUGACUUGAAAAUAACUCUUUAAUUAUUUUUUUUUCUGGAAAAAAAGCAUUUUUUUAAAUAAUUCUAGAAAUUUACAAGAGCUUUUAAACUAAAAUCGAUAAAAAAAAAACUCGAAAAUCAAAGUUCAAAGCUUUGAAAACGUUUCGUAACGUUCAAAGUCCGACGAUUCCCUCGGAAAUUGCUUCCAAAUGUCGUAAAAACCUUUUCUAACACGGUUCCUAAGUGAAUUAGGUUCAGUUAAAAAGUGCAAGGGAGUCCCGGGGGCUUCUCUCGGGCGUUAUUUUCUAGUUCUUACACUUUUUACAAUUUUUAUAGCAUUCACUUGAGAUGGGUACCCCAAAAAAAUUAUAUUUUAAAUUCCAUGAUUUAAAAAUUAACAUUAAGUUCUCCCAUCUCCAGUACUCCAUAUCGUAAAUAUAUUGUAAAAAAACGAAUUCUUUUUCGCUAUUAAAUCUUCAUUGAAACAGUAAAGUCACGUUAAACUUGAAAUUUAACAAGAAAAAUGAACGAAUUUCUUCCUACUAUCCAAUUUUUGAUAUUUUUUUCGCAAAUGGCAAAAAAAGCUUUACCUUUAUUUAAAUCAACAUCGUGAAAGGGAAAACGUGAAAAAAAUCUUCCAAUUGUGGAGAAAUUUUCUCAAAAAAAUCCCAGUUUAAAUAAAUUUUUUUAAAUUACGAAAUUGUUCAAUGGACUUUUGUACUAUUUUUCUCUAAAAUUCAGGUUUUAGAAAAAAAGAAUUAAAAUUCAAAAAUAUGUUUAAAAAAAUUGACAGAAGUUCAUUUAAAACAUUACCCAUAAAAAAAUAUUCACUGAACUUUUUUUAAAAAAACUUGUAAGAAAAAAAUUUACCUAAUAAAACUGUUUCAGUCAGAUUAAAUAAGCAAACCUAUUAAUUUUACUCAAUUCCAGUUUCACAAACAAUCAGUAUCAACAAAACUUCCAAUUUUUCCUCGCAAAUAUUAUUUUUUGCAAGAGUCGACUUGUUAUUGCCAUCAUUUCUUUCCGCACGUCUCUUUUUUUUUGAUUGUCAUUUCAUAAUUGUCUUGUCCAGCUCGUUUUAUUUCAUGUGUAAGCAAUAAUUUUUUGAAAACUUCCAAGAAAUACCCAAUUUUAGAACUUGAGAACAAAAAACCAGCUGUUCUUUACGUUCCGCGUGAGCCAAAAGAGUUUUGGGAGCAAAAAAAUGUGUGAAAAAUCGGCUCAACCUCUUAACUCAAGUGCGCUCCACGGCUAAGUUCUUUGGACUUUUUGUGUUGGUUGAUUUUUCUAGGAAAUUUUCGAGAAAUAAUUGGCUUUUUGGAAAAAUCUUACUGAAACAAAGUACGAAAAAAAUUUCUAUCAGUGAAAAAUUGAAAAAAAUAUUAAAGAGGACCUUUGACAAAACUUGAAAAAAACGUUUAAAAAAACUAAAAAUUUUUUUCCAAAAAAAUUUGAAUUUUUUUAAUCGAGAAGAAAUGAAAAAAAUAAAUCGAGCUCGAACCUAUCGCCUAAAAAAUCAAAAAAAAAUCACGCAUUGGUAUUUUAUAAAACUACUGAAACCGUGAAAUGAUGUUAAAAAGUGAAAAUAGUCAAAUUUUUUUUUUCAAAAGAUUUUUCUGUUGCACUUUCAUUGAGAAUUAAUUGAAUGAAGUCAGAAAAAAAUUUGAUGUUUCAAUAAGAUUCGUCUAACUUUAAGUCUAAAAAGCCGAUUUUUUUCAGGAGAAAUUUUUUUUAUUUUGUCAUUUUUUUAUCGAUAACUUCCAGGAUAUUUCUUCGACCAAAACUCAAACAUUCUCAUUUUUAUAAAACUUAAAAAGUUUUUUUAUAAUUUGAUAAACUCCCAAAAGUUAAUACCUUUAAUUUAACCUGUUAACCUGUGACUUAUUUUAGUUUUAACAAAAAACCAGAAUUUCGAAUUUCCAAUCGAUAUGUCCAAUUUUUAUCGAAAAUGAACAUUUUUAGAAGUUGACUCUCUCACAAUGUUCCUCUAGCCCAUCAAAAAGACUUCUCGCCUAUUUUCAGGAAAUUCUGAAGUUUUAAUUGAAAUGACCUCCUUGUAACGAGGCUAUUUUUAAAACUCAAUUUCUCAAAAGAGCCUCGUUUCCUCCACUUUUGCUACUUCUCUCAACGGAAAAAUGCAACGUUUCGAAACCUCGUUACAUUUUUUUUUCCCCCGCAGUUAACUAGUGCAAUUUCCCGUCCAUUUCCGAGACAAUAUCCCUGAAGGAAAAAAAAGCUGCGAGAAUGUGUGCUCCGUUGAGAAAAAGUGGGAAAAAAGAGCCGAAAUUGCAAUCGGAAUGAACCGGCAAACUUUGGCGACGACGGGUUCUUUUUUUUCUGCCUUGCCCAAUUUAGACUCGUCUUCUCAACUUGUUUUCUCGCAGAAAAAAAAGCUGCCGUUCUUUUUUCCAUAUUUUUGCCGAGGCAGAGGAAAUUAGGAGAUUUUUUCCGGGGGUUUUGGAAAACUCAAAAUUGCGACUUUCUUUCAGGAAAUUGAAAAAAAAGCUUCUUCUAUACUAUUUUCUUUUCUAAAUAGGAAAAUUGUGUACCAAAAUGCUUCUUGAGCUUGGAAAAAAGCCCUUUCAACAACUAAAUGGGAGAAUUUUUAGUGGUCCCUAUAGGGUUUUCUAGUUUUAGUUGCCAUUAUAGUAGUCAAAUUUGUGGCCACUUAAGAAGUUAAAAAUUAGUGGCCACUAUAGGGGUCUAAGUGCUACUACUAGAUCUCUAAAAAUUUUAGUGGCCACUUUAGGGGUCAAUGGAUCAACAUAACUGGUUCAAUCUGUUCGUUUUAAAAUUAUUUACUGGAAGGAAUACUGGAUGAAAAACUACUGAAGUGGCCACUAAAACGGAAAACAGUGGCCACUAUAGAGGUGGAUUUAGUGGCCACUUUAGUGUCCUCUCCAAGUACUCCUUGGCGAGCCUCUAUAGUGGCCACUAAAAAAAUUUUUCCCACCUGCUCCAAAAAAAAUUUUUUAAUUUUUUUCAUAUUUUGCUAGAGUCUCAGAUUAGAUUUGUACCUUCAAAAAUACACUUGAAGUUAUUUUAAAAAUUCUUUUUUUUAAAUCUUGUUUUAACUCGAAAAAAACACAAGCAGUUUCAAAUUUCACACGAUUCAAGUCUGAAUUUUUAUAAAAAUUUUUUUCCCUUUUUGAUUUCUCUCUCACUAUUCACUUUGUACGCUGAUGAAAAAAACUUUUUACAUUUUUUUCUUUUUUUGCAAAUCGCUUUGCAAAAAUUGAGCCGAAUGUAAGAUGAGAAGCUAGGGAGGGAUCUUCUACAAAAAAUGGCAUUUUCUUUGAAAAAAAAAAUCGGUCAGUGUUCCAAAAAUGAGAAAAAUUCACUGAACUUUAACCAGGGUCUUAAAUUUGAAUAUAACUGAGACUCACUUGAAAAAUUAACAAAUGGAGAAUAAUUUUCGGCUUCUUUUUCUAAAAAUUCAGCCCAAAAUUGGCCUUUCCAUCUUCUGAUCCCACUUUUUUCCAUUCCAACUUGUGUUCUAUUUUUAAAAUUUCCGCCUCCCACUCGAAAAAUAUCAGGAAAAGCACGCAUAAUGUCGCACUUUUCCCAGUUUCUCGAAGCCACAUUGAAAUUGCAUGAAAAGGGCUCGAAAUAAUUGACUCCUCCAGGGUCAACGUUUCAAACUCGCGUGCCAGGGAGACGAAAGCCCGAAAAGAAAACCAUUAAUAUGACGUCUUCCGAUUUUUUUGAGCUUUGUGUAACAUUUUUUUAGAGGGGGUAAAGGAAAAAGGUGGACAAUUUUUUUGAAAAAAAUUCUCUUUUAAAAAUUCUAACCUUCAGAUUCGACAUGAAAUCUCUGAUAGAUUUUUUUGAGCUGUUUUGUCUUUCAUAGGACUUUAUUUAGGGGGGUCGAGGAAAAAAACUAGAAAAAAAUUCCAAGAAAGGUUACGAUCUUUCCAAAAAUCCUCUCUCGAACUCCUUAAUUUUUUUGUUCCAAUAAAAUUCCUAACCAAGCUCUUAAGAUUUUUUUCAAAAAAACUUCCCAAACACCAUAUUUCUAUCCCAAUUUUCCUCUCAACUUUAAAAAUUAUACUUCAAAAACACAAAAAAACCAAUAAUUUCUUGAGAAACUCCAAUUUUCCAAUCUCAAUUUCAAGUCCAAUGCGAAUUUCAACGUUUAGCCUCAAGUUGAGGGGAAAAUUCGAAAAACACUCGAAAAUCAGAUGUAAAAAGCGAUGGAAUUGAAUUUGGCGUAAAGAACGGGCCAACGAACGAAAUGGCCCGGAAAUUAGGCAAGCCGCCAAACUCAAAAAAACUCACAACACAUCCAAAAAUCGUGGAUAAGAAACAAAAUAUUAUAGGAAGUAUUGAGGAGAUUUUUGAGCAAAUGAAAAAAUUUAGAGAAAUCAGUUUUAUACAGCAAUAUUAUUUUUUUGCUUUUUAUAUUUCAAAGUGUAAGAAAACCAAUAACUUCUUGGAAAUAAUCAACUUUUUUUGAGGGGGCAAAGUGGCCCUUAGUAGAGACCCUCCAAGGGUAGCCCCUAUAGGGACCAUUCUGGAAUUCCUAAGUACUUGGUUAAUCAAAAGCUCAUAGGAAUAUUCCGAAAAAAAGUCCAAAAAAAAUUUUUUUAAGCUGUAAGGUUAAAAUAAAUAAUGGGCCUAAAACAGUGCAGAAAGUGACUGAAAAGGUUAUUUCAAAGAAAAAGCGUGUAAUGAGAAAAAAUAAGUUUAAAAACCAGUUUUGAUACAUGGGAAUAAGCAAACCAUGACUUAAUGAGCCCUAAAAUUCCCCUUAAUCGAUUAUUUUGAAAUUUCAAUGGAAUCGAAGGACGGCGUCCUACCUUUGAGAAGUUUUAAAAAUAAAAAUGUUUUUUUUUUCAAGUGUAAAAAAAAAAUCUAUACAAAGCGCGCUAUCAUGCUGACCCGGGGCUCAACUUUUUUUCAAAUAUUUCAAAAAUUUCCAAUUUUGGCGUACCUCUAAUCCCUCGAAGAUCAUCGAAAAGCAUCACGUCUUCUAUUUUUCGGCGCUUCGAACCAAAAUAGCAUCUGAAAGUUUUUUUCUAAAUUUUUCGAAAGUGUACAAAUAUUUCGAGACAAAAAACCGACUAGAAAGAGAUAUAUUGAUUAAAACACUUUAGGAAUCACUUCCCGAAGUAGAAAUCAGAAAUUUGAGAAGGAAAAAAAUCAAAAGAAAUGGGUGUUCACAAAAUUCUUUUGGGACUUUUUUAAAGGACUGAUAAAAUUUUUAGUGACCACUUUAAUGUUUUGACCUGUUAGUGGCCACUAUAGUAGUCGAAUUAAUGUUCACUUAAGUGAAAAAAAUUUAUUGGCCUCUUUAGAAAUCUAAGGGGACUUACUAGGCCACAAACGCAAAAUAGUGGCUUCUAUAAAGGUGGUUUCAGUGGCCACUUUAGCGCCCCCUUCAAGAACUCCUUGAGGAAUCUCUUAAGUGGCCACUAGAGUUUUUCUCAAUAGCAUGAACAAUUUUUCUAAAGCCGGUAAAACGUUUAUGCUUAUUUUAGCCGUGGAAAAUCUACUUUUACUGUUUUCUUUUUCAAGCUUUCUAAUUUAUUUCCAUUCUUCCUGCAUUCAUCUUUCUAUACGAUCCAUUUCUUCAUUACAAACCAAAUUCCUUCAAAAAAUUCCUCUGAAGCUUCCGUUCCAAUCAAUUAACAGGAGCACAAAAAACACUUCUUUCUCAAAAAGCUUCUUCAAGUUUCCCAAUAAAUGUUAUUCGACAUGUCCGUCCGACGCCGAUUAAUUGGUACGGAAGGCGAGAAAAUAUUCAGGCGAGCCUGAACGAAGAUUUGCUCAUUUUGCUGCCCCUUGAGCUCCUUUUAAUUAUUUUUUUCCCGCCUAGGCUCUCAAAGUCUCUGGGGAGUCACAGGAUACCGUGUAUUCUUGAGGUCUUGACAAACGUCUUAAUUAAUUUAUUCGGUUUAUGUGAAUUCCUACAAGGGAGGUCAUUUUACUCUAAUGUUGGGAUUUUCCUGAAAUCCGGCCAGAAUACUCCUUGAUGUACUAAAAACAGAUUCUAAAACAUUCAAACAGCACAAGUACGAGUUUUUGAGAAAUAAGGCUCAUCGAUUUUUUUAAGCCCAACAAAGUUGAACGAAACGUAAAAAUUUCAAAGUUUUCUUCAAAGAAUAUCGAACUUGAGUUGAAUUAUCAUAUACCAUGAAUGUUCUUUCACAACUUAUCCAAAGGAAUACUAAAUCAUUCGUGCCGAUGCUUCCCGUCACUCAUUUUUCACUCGAGCAAAGAUUGUUAAUAAUUAAUGACUGUAAUUCCGCUUCUGACGGCUUCUUUCCAUCCUAAUCAAAAGUCAGCAAAAAUAGGGAAGUUACAAAGUUGAAGAAGCAACGAUAACGAAUGAAAGCGGAGAAAAAACAUAUCACAAAAAAAAAUAAAAAGCUUAAAAAAUGCUGCACUACAAAACGAAAGAUAUGGAACUUAACCUUUCAAAUGACAAAAUAAUCAUUCUAGAAACUUAUAGUUCUAUAUAUCUCAUUCAGCAAGGCGAAAAAACUUUUAAAACGAAAUAAAUAAAAUAAAUUCGCCUUUUUUUCGCGAUGAUUUGUGAAAUACGAGCAAAUGCGCGCCACUGCACAGAUCGAUAGAUUUUGUCUCGCAUUUUGUUUUUCAUUAAAACUUUCUUUAUUAUGAUAGAAUUGGGUUAUUAUUUAUACUAUUCUGAACCUUGUAUGAAAAGGAGCAAAUUUAUGCAGCUUUUAUACGAAAAAAACAAGGAAAAAUAGCCCAAAAUAAGCGGGUUAGCAAAGUAAAAAAAGUUUUUUUAAUCAGUUCCCCUACAAUAUUUGUAUUUUUUUACUUGAGAUUUUUUUGGAUCAAGUUUUCGUAUUCCUUGUUAAAUAGAUAAUUUUCAGGUGUUCCGUACCGCAAGAAGACACAUUUUUUUCUCGUACGCCGCGUGCUGUGAUAAUGAAUGCUGCACUCGACUCCGCUUCUGGGUCUAGUCAGUCUUUCAAUUAUUAUUUUCGACUUACUGAAAAAAAGUGUAUCCUAGGUUUGAAUUUUUUUUUAAUCUCUAGCUAAAUAUGCUAAGGAAAACUUAUCUUUAAUUAGACUUCAGAAAAAGCUUCAGAAAGAAGACGACAUGAAAAAAAGAUACUUCGAAACUUUAAAGGAAAAUUGAAACGUAUUGGCCACAGGCGAAAAUUUUUUGGGGUUGAUUUAACAUAAUUUUUUUGAUAUUUCACUUUGGAACAGAUCUUCGGCCGCAAAAAUUGAAAUAUAAUGUUAAAAUUUGAGAACACCUUUUUUUGUUGGAAAUUCAAUCAGGAAAGCAAAUACAGACGGGGUCGAAUUUCAGGUUUUACAAGGCUUUGAAUCUUUUUAAAUUGAGGUGAAAAUGUUAUUUUUUUCUGAGGCUUAUGGAGAGUUCUCUUCUAAUAGAGAAAUAAUGCUUUGAAAAAAAGGUUUUAGAAAAAAAUUAUUGAAAAAGCCGAAAAAAGGUCUUGUUGAAAUUGAAAAAAAUUGUUGGCCUUUUUUUGAGAAUAUUUAAAGGAAGCUGAAUUUAAUAUAAACUUAUUUCCAUUGUUUUCUCAUCAAAGCUUGAAUUUAGAGGCUAGAUACAAAUAAUUUGGAAAAAAAGAAUCUACAGUAGAAAAAUCUUUGUGUUUUUCAGUUUUUAGAUAACUCUUUCGAGCCUACAAAAAUUCGUGCACCCGUGAAAAAUUUUUUUUUUACUUUUUAAAGAGUGAAAAAGAGGAUAGCAGAAAAAAAAGAGUCAAUAAUAGCUAAUUUAAAGGCCCAAUAGGUUGAUAAAAAGGUCUAAAAAUGCAGAUUAAAAUUUUCCCUUUUUAGGUAAAUUUAUCGGAAAAUAUGAGAUUUAAAGGUUCUUAACGCUUUUUUUUUCAAGUCUUAAGGUUUUUGGUCUAGGUUUAAGUAUUUUACUCUUAAAACUUAAGGUUACACUUUCACGAAAAAAGAUUUUCCAAUAAAGAAAACCAUUUGCAGUCCGGCCAGCAUCGCCGCGAUCGGAUUCAUCGCGGGCGCCUUCUUCGCCCUGUGUUUCCAGUGCCGCUGAGGCCUUCCACUUCGACAUAUUCUCUUUGGCUUUCAACAAAACUCCUCACAUUAUCCAUUUCUCUUCAAUAAAACAUCUUUUAUUUGGUUUUUUUUUCUUUUUUUUUCUCCUGACGCAUAAUUGAAAAGAAAAAAAGAUCACAUACAUAUAUAACAGAAUCCGAACCAUUCUCUUAUAUCACGAUGUUUUGUGAGAGGACGGAAAAAUGGUUGCUGAGGUUAAAUAGUUGCAGGAACACAGGACAACAAUUAG
This is a messenger RNA of Caenorhabditis auriculariae, 9591 nucleotides long. NCBI's taxonomy places the organism in Eukaryota, Metazoa, Nematoda, Chromadorea, Rhabditida, Rhabditidae. The record is from the annotation of a GenBank genome assembly.